UUUUUAGGCUGCCCCCUCAGGCAUAUUUGAUAUUUGGGCUGCAAAUUCCAUUGAACUACUUGAACUCCAUCGUGUUCAGAACACCGCGUGUCGGUCCUUAAUAUAUCGCUGCGUGCAAUCACUUGGUUCAAUCUGCCAUCUCCAGAUCUAAUACUGUAGCGGGCGAUCUGCCGGCAUGCCCUUUUUUUCUGUUCCUGGGGCGGAAUAGCAUGGGACCAAUUGUCUUAUGUAUACCCAACGUUCAGCUUCAAGGAUUUUUCCCCCUCACUGCCUGCUUCUGCGACGAUUGACACCCCUUUGGCGAUGUCCCUUACGUAUCCUUUCGCUGCACAUUUAUAUCAAGCACUGGGCGUUCUUCUGAUCGUGUGCAUUGCGUUUGUGUUAACGCGGAGCCGGCAACGGUAUCCGCCUGGGCCACCUGGUGAUUUCUUCUUUGGCCAUCUGUUCGAGUUCAAAACUGGCGGUCCCAGAUUCUCCCAGUUGCGAGCAUGGCAUGAGAAAUAUGGUCCACUCUUUACUUUACGAAUGGGGUGGAACUUUCCUCUUUUCGUAAUCGGCGGUGACGGCGAGCUCGUCAGAGAACUUUUGGACAAACGAGGCGCGAUAUACUCCCAAAGACCUCUUAUGUAUCGCCAUCUUUUGAUGGACAAGUUCGAAAGCCCACUUUGGGAACGUAACUGGGCAAGGUGGAGAAUGAACCGUCGAUUAUUGGUUCAACGGUUCCGUCCUAUGACCGCCGCAUCAACUCAAGAACACCAAAUCCCUGUGAUAGAAGCCGAAUCUACACAACUUCUCAACGACCUUUUGUCCGAACCAGAGCAGCUCACGGAACAUCCUAUGCGAUUCGCUUCCAGUGUUAUGACCUCGUUAGUCUACGGGAUACGUGGGCCCAAAUAUGAUUGUUUCUCUGUCAGUGCAACCUAUAAGAUCAUGACGAACGCCAUUCUCUUUACAAUGCCCCCACUCGACAAACUUUCUAUUUUGCGGCUGCUUCCUGAUUUUCUUUGGCCUUGGCGAAAGUCCUUCAGCGCGCUCGCCGACCUGCGCGACACUCUACACGAGGACCUCGCUCAUCGAUCCAAGGAUCGAUUCCAACAAGGACUGAAUCCUGAGACGCUCGCCGAGGAUUUAUGGUCAUCUCAAGAAAAACUCGAUCUGUCGGAUCGCAGGAUACACAGGCUUCUUGGACUGGCUCACGAGGGCGGCGCCGAUCCAGUCGCAUUCGCUAUUCUUUCCGGAAUAAUGGCAUUGGUAAACCACCCGAGGGUCAUGCGCAAGGCCCAAGAAGAAAUUGAUUCAGUCUGUGAUGAAGGGACAAUGCCUCAGUGGUCCGAUUACGACAGACUUCCAUAUGUUCGGAUGAUCAUCAAAGAGACCUUUCGCUGGCGACCCCCUUUUCCCUGGGGCGUUGUGCACGAACUGAGUGAAAACGAUGAAUGGGGAGGAUAUCACUUGCCAAAAGGAUCCACUGUGAUUCUCAAUAUAUGGGAGAUUCACAUGAAUCCCAGACGUUAUGCAAACCCUGAGGAAUUUAUUCCGGAGCGCUUCGAAGAAUUCCCGUUGCCUACGACGGACUAUGUGAGCAGUCCGGACUACAUGUCCAGGGAUGUAUAUACCUUUGGUGCGGGUCGCAGGGUCUGCCCAGGCUCUCAUAUCGCAGAAAUGGAUCUCUUCCUCGCGCUUUCGAAGAUUAUUUGGGCAUUUGAUCUUGCCACCCCAGAUGGGAAACCCCUUAACGCGGACCCAGUUACGGCGUUUAAGGGACAUAACCUGCGCGAGCCUGUACCGUUCAAGGUUAACUUCACCCCAAGGGGUGAAGUACGACGAAGCAUAAUCGCAAGGGAGCUUGCGACGGCUGAGGAAAUUAUCUUCAGCCGAUUCGGAUGCUCACCUGAGUCAAGGUGAUCGUGUUGUCGGCCAUUAUCCCACGAACUCAUUGGAUACGACGAUAACGACCUGUGUGGCGUAUAGCACAAGCCCCACUGCUCACAAUCCUUCUUCAUCCCCUUCCCACUCAAUAUUUUUCAGCUCCUGCUCUUGGCUUUGCAUUCACCUCACUGCUCGGG
This is a messenger RNA of Cantharellus anzutake, 2066 nucleotides long. Its product is annotated as cytochrome P450. Lineage: Eukaryota; Fungi; Basidiomycota; Agaricomycetes; Cantharellales; Hydnaceae. The transcript is spliced from 15 exons. The coding region runs from base 304 to 1905 and encodes 533 amino acids. Gene Ontology annotation, molecular function: iron ion binding; oxidoreductase activity, acting on paired donors, with incorporation or reduction of molecular oxygen; heme binding. The record is from RefSeq and is a predicted model, not a curated record.